AUGGAUAACCAGAGUGCAGAGGAAGAAAGAAAAGAGAGUCAUGUGUCCAGUAAAGUAUCUGAACCUCCAGCAGUAAAAGAGAAGUUCAGUCCCCUGAAGCAGCGGUCUCCCCCUGCCAGCCGCCCCCACCUGUCCCCGGAGGAAAUCAAAGACGCAGAUCGAGCGCAGCAUUACAUGCAGCAGGUGGACUCAGACCCCCAUUACAUGCAGCAGGUGGACUCAGACCCCCAUUACAUGCAGCAGGUGGACUCAGGCCCCCAUUACAUGCAGCAGGUGGACACAGACCCCCAUUACAUGCAGCAGGUGGACACAGACCCCCAUUACAUGCAGCAGGUGGACUCAGACCCCCAUUACAUGCAGCAGGUGGACUCAGACCCCCCAUUACAUGCAGCAGGUGGACUCAGACCCCCAUUACAUGCAGCAGGUGGACACAGACCCCCAUUACAUGCAGUAGGUGGACACAGACCCCCAUUACAUGCAGCAGGUGGACUCAGACCCCAUUAUAUGCAGCAGGUGGACACAGACCCCCAUUACAUGCAGCAGGUGGACACAGACCCCCAUUACAUGCAGCAGGUGGACACAGACCCCCAUUACAUGCAGCAGGUGGACACAGACCCCCAUUACAUGCAGCAGGGGGUGGACACAGACCCCCAUUACAUGCAGCAGGUGGACACAGACCCCCAUUACAUGCAGCAGGUGGACACAGACCCCCAUUACAUGCAGCAGGUGAACACAGACCCCCAUUACAUGCAGCAGGUGGACACAGACCCCCAUUACAUGCAGCAGGUGGACACAGACCCCCAUUACAUGCAGCAGGUGGACACAGACCCCCAUUACAUGCAGCAGGUGGACACAGACCCCCAUUACAUGCAGCAGGUGGUGGCGAAGUCUGUACAACCCCACUGCAUGUAA
This is a messenger RNA of Hyla sarda, 912 nucleotides long. RefSeq lists its product as uncharacterized. The transcript has 4 exons. Bases 1 to 912 code for a protein of 303 amino acids. The record is from RefSeq and is a predicted model, not a curated record. NCBI's taxonomy places the organism in Eukaryota, Metazoa, Chordata, Amphibia, Anura, Hylidae.